AUGGUUGAUUCAAAGGACACCCCGGAGAAGACCUCCCUACACCAAUUCGAAGAUACACCCAUCCAAGAUUCCCCAUACAGCGCCGAUCUGAAGCAAAAUGGGCUAGUCGCAGACGCGGAAGCAUCCAGCCUCGGCCCACCGACCUUCGAGGGAGUUGAUGAAAAAGCUGUCCUCCGGAAGAUGGACAUCCGUCUCAUUCCCAUGUUAAGCAUGCUAUAUCUGUUAGCUUUCUUGGACCGCGGGAAUAUCGGCAAUGCAAAGAUAGAGGGGCUUGUUGACGAUCUUCAUAUGACGGGACCACAAUACAAUUGGACUUUGACCGUCUUCUUCUUUACCUACUGCGUCUUUGAACUGCCGAGCAAUCUGCUUCUAAAGAAGCUAAGACCCUCGAGAUGGCUGCCCUUGAUCAUGGUCGCUUGGGGAAUUGUUAUGACCUUGAUGGGAGUCGUCAACAAUUACGGUGGACUGCUCGCAACUCGAUUGUGUUUGGGCGUUGCAGAAGCUGGUUUGUAUCCCGGUGUGGCAUACUACAUCACACUCUGGUAUCCGCGCCACCGAGCACAAUUCAGACAAGCUCUCUUCUUCAGCGCCGCCAGUAUUGCGGGUGCAUUCUCUGGGCUUCUUGCAUACGCUAUCGCUAAAAUGGACGGUGUGGGCGGAUAUGCUGGCUGGAGAUGGAUCUUCAUUCUUGAGGGUCUUCUUACGGUUCUUGUGGCACUUGUAGCCCCAUUCGCGAUUCACGAUUCCCCGGAAACUGCCACCUUUCUGACUGAAGAAGAGCGUCGAUUUGUGAUCCACAGUUUGCGGAUUCAAAACUCGGCAGACUCGCGCGAGAUUGAUCAAACAAAUGAUAAAUUUGAAAUGCGCUAUGUCAUCGAAGCUUUCACCGACUGGCAGAUUUGGUUGGGUCUGUUCAUGUACUGGGGUAUUACCUGUCCUCUAUACGGCAUUUCCCUGUUCCUUCCUUCGAUCAUCAAGGACCUAGGUUAUAAGUCUUCGACUGCCCAGCUCCUUACUGUACCAAUUUAUAUCACUGCUGCAAUUGUCGCUGUUAUUGCAGCGUGGGUAUCAGACAGACGCAAGCAGCGAUCCCCAUUCAUUCUCUUCUUUAUGGGCAUGAUCGGUGUUAUGUACUUUGGUAUUUUCGUCGCGGUCGUCGGAAUAUAUCCAGCAUUCCCCGGAAAUGUCACAUGGCUCAGUGUCAAUAUGGCGGGUGACUACAAGCGAGCCGCUGGCAUGGCCAUUUACAUUGGACUAGGAAACCUGGCAGGAGCUAUGUCAUCAAACUUCUACCGUGCCCAAGAUGCGCCGAACUACAUCCUCGGCCACUCUCUUGAGCUUGCUUUUGUUGUCGUGGGCAUGAUAGCGACUGUUGCUUUGCGCAUGGCAUACCAGCGUAUUAACCGAAAGCGGGAUGCUAUGGAUCCCUCAGAGUAUCCCGAGAAUCCCGACUCGCUGGGCGAUCGCUCUCCGUUAUUCAGGUACAUGCUUUGA
Molecule: messenger RNA, 1494 nt
Organism: Penicillium samsonianum
Lineage: Eukaryota; Fungi; Ascomycota; Eurotiomycetes; Eurotiales; Aspergillaceae
Product: allantoate permease family MFS transporter
Exons: 10
Coding region: 1-1494 (497 amino acids)
Biological process (GO): transmembrane transport
Cellular component (GO): membrane
Molecular function (GO): transmembrane transporter activity
Source: RefSeq, a predicted model, not a curated record